AUGCUGACUGGCCUGAUCUGUGGGUUUGGGUUCGGCACCGAGUUCGAGAUUGUAUUUCCCUAUUCUUGCACUCUUGUGAAUUCGCGCGUUUGGCCAAGGUUUCAAACAGAUCCCAACCAAGGGGCGACAGAGAAACUCACUGUGUGUCUUCUGCCGCCCCGGGUCUAUGACCGCCGCCCAGUCAUUCCGGCGAGCGAUGUGUGCUCAGAUUCAAGCCUCUUGGAUCCCAUCAGCUUGCUGUGUGUGAAAGGCUGGUCGCGUUCAUUUUGCGCGGUGCUGGUCAUGCUGGCGGCUUUUGAAAUGAAGGAGUCUUUUUCCAUGAUCCACGGCGCGGUUCAGACAGUGGAUGUCACGGCCGACGGGCUGACGCUUCAGAGCGUCAGCGUUCGGCGAAAGCCGAACGCUUUCAAUCUGUUGUGGCAAAUGAAGUUGGUUCGAGGGUAUGGGGAUACAGCAAGCUUCGAACAGGCUUGGGCGGACGUGAGCGAGUUCCAGACCGCCAUGCAGAUUGGCAAGCAGGAGGCCACGGCUGCAAUGUUUUUGAUGAACGACAUCGACCAGCGGGUCGCAAAUCGGCUUUCUUCCUUGGUCAUGAACGGGGAGCCUCUUGAGCUGGGAGAGGAAACAUUGCAGCGCAUCUGUGGAGCCUUUGUGGCCGCCUUGGCCUCUUUGAGGGCGAAGGUGCCAGAGGCAUUCUUGCAACAGCACAUGCCCGAUCUGGAGAAGCAGCUUCUCAUCUUCAGCAGGUUUUUCCAGAAGCAUUUGGACGGUGAUCUUGAUUUGUUGCUGCGAAGCACGGUGCCACCGGUUCAGUUGGAGAAGGUCUCAGCGAUGCGGUCGGUGCUCUUCAAGUACCAGCGCCACGUGCAUUCCCGAGAUAAUUUGUUGAGCGUGUUGCAUUCUGAAAUGCAGAAGCUCACCUUCAAGCAAACCAGUGAGUCGGUCCAAGCAGAUUUGCACUUGAUGUCGGAGUGGGCUGACCAGCACGCGGAUUUCCACAACCGGCAGGGUCUGUUGGACUUGAGGUACCUGAAUGACCGUUUCCAAACCGGAAAGUCCCGUGUCGAGGCACUCAUGGCUUCAAAGCACAUGUACGUCCUUCCCAGCGACAACCGACUCUCUCCGCAUGCAGAGAUCCUCCGCUUCCAGAAUGUGUUGGGUGGAGGAGGAGGUAUCAUCGACGACAGCCUUGAAGUCAGCGAUGCCAUCAUGAACGGAAACCCAAAUGCAGUCCUCCUGUGCCUGGCUCCUGCUUCCCAUUCGAAUGUGCGACAGGAAGCCGUGGUGCAGAAGAGACGGCAGCUAGAAGAUAGACUGUUAGGGGCAUUUGACGUGUCCGAGACCACUUUGGUGUUUGCAGAUAGCGGCCAUGCUUCUGACCGACGCAAGAAGAGCCAAUUUGGCUGGAUUUGCGUGUCCAAGUUGCACAGCAAGUCUCCAUGGCACAAGUCCAAGGGCAUGCAAGGGACGAUUGGCCCAAUUGAGAGGGCUCGCGUGAUGGAUCUCCAAUCGCCUCAGGAUGACAAGCCUUUGACUCCAGCGCACCGAGUGAUGCAGAAGGGAAUUCCUGGCAUUCUCCAAAUCAUCACCCAGAUGCUCGAUGGCUUAAGUCUUGGAGCCACUGAGAAGGUCUUGAUUGUGGACUGCAUGUGCAAUCGCUUCAACGAGUGGGGUUUGGCAAGCUGGAAGGUCCAGCAGGACGUUCUGGCAUCGUCAACAGGGGCGAUUUGCGAUUUGCAUUUUAUGGGAUUUGUUUGGGCCGAGGAGGAUGGUGAGUUCAGUGACCGUCUGCCAAGCCAAAUCUCGGCUCAGAUGUUGGAGGAUUGGUGGGACAGCAGCGUGGAGGCUGGGCCCAAGAGACGUGCAUCAGAAGCCUUUGGGCUCCCCCGGGUGCCCGGUGCUGUUUCGGAACCAUUAUCGACUUCAAACGAUGACUCCCUCAAGAAGGGCAUUGAAGGUCUUGAGUUGGUGGUCAAGCAGUGGAACCAAGCUCGGGCCGCCCAGUUCGGAGAGGCUGCUUCAUCAGAACAUGCCCGCAAUGGUCAGAGCUCUGAGUCAGCUGGAACAGCAGGCAAUGGCAAUCGCACAUUCAGCAGGCCUGUAUUUGCACCUGAUGAGCGCAAGAUCGACAUAUCCGCCAAUCAUCUGUUCUGUGAUGAUCAUGUCGUCAACAUCGAGCAUUUUGAAGCAAACAGUGAGAUUGUGGCAGCGGGCAUGUCGGUAUCCCAGCAACACGUCAAAGUCUAUGUGACGAAGGAUCACGCGCUGCAUUUAGCCAACCUUGCAGAGCGAGAUUUGUCCCUGAGUGCUUGCGAGCUGUUUGGCUUUGGCCUUGGCAGCUGGAGUCUCCUUGUGCAAGGAGUGGCCCGCCAGAGUGUUCGUCAGUGCUUCCCUUGGCUUUUGGCCAGCGAUGCAGAUGCAGUCGUGUCUGUUGAUGGGCGGGAGAAGAAGAUCCUGGCAGUAUCAGAGAUGCUGUGUGACGCUGCGUCCAAGCACGGCAUUAUGGAUUUUGCUUGUCAUGACUAUGAUAUGGUGCAGAAGACACAGGCCAAUGGAAACCCGGAGAGUUGGCGGUACCAACUGACCGCCCGGACCAAAUUGAGUGUCUACACGCCGAAGCCCUUGCCUGAUGAUGUCGAUAAGCUCAACAUACGUGGCAGCAUGCUCGGUGCUGCUUACCAUGACAAGUACGACAAACUUCCCCGAAACAAGUUGGUCCAAACACUGUUUGAGGCCACUCAGCUGAAAGAAUCCUCCUUACGGUUGCAGGUUCCUGUUCCCCUCAACCUUUGUUUCAACCUGCUGUUUCUGAACGUGCCCUCUUCUGCCUGUUAG
Messenger RNA from Cladocopium goreaui, 2835 nucleotides. The record is from the annotation of a GenBank genome assembly. Lineage: Eukaryota; Dinophyceae; Suessiales; Symbiodiniaceae.